This is a messenger RNA of Acanthamoeba castellanii str. Neff, 1545 nucleotides long. RefSeq names its product Ras subfamily protein. Gene Ontology annotation, molecular function: GTPase activity. NCBI's taxonomy places the organism in Eukaryota, Discosea, Longamoebia, Acanthamoebidae. Gene Ontology annotation, biological process: intracellular protein transport. The record is from RefSeq and is a predicted model, not a curated record. The transcript is spliced from 11 exons. Gene Ontology annotation, cellular component: endomembrane system. The coding region runs from base 1 to 1545 and encodes 514 amino acids.
AUGACUGGCCCCUUCAACGUGCUCCUUCUCGGCGAAUUCGGGGCGGGGAAGACGAGUCUUGCCGAGCGCGUGGUGUACGGCCGGUCGCCCAAGGACUCCACGCCCGCACCCACGCACAGCCACCACUGGACAGGCGUUGGCGUGGACCUGGUGGACGGUCCGCACGUUGUGGUCGACCUGUGGGACACCGCGGGCGAGGAACAGUUCAACGGCGGAAGCUUCAUGAACCCGAACUACUUCCGCAGGACCCACGCACUGAUCAUGGCCUACGACAUCGCCAGCCCCGACGCCGAGCGCCAGUACAGCCACCGUGGCACUUCACCUUUCGGCAUUUGGUUGGGUUGCUCGCAAACUAACGUGAUCACUUGGUUUAGCCUGUGGCGAGGCUAUGUAAGCACCAAAGCGCCGGUGAUCGUCGUGGGCACCAAGCAAGACCUGCCCCCCAACCAGCACAAGAAGCUGCCCUUCCUGGUGAGCGGCAAUGGAGUGCCGGAAAUGCUCGGCGAACUGGGCCGCCUGCUCUUCGAGACCUAUGGCCUCACCUCCAACCCACCUUCCGCCGCGCUCUCGGGCUGCUGUUCGCUGAUGGUAGCACCCGGCGACGAACACGUCGACUGGCUCUUCCGCACGGCCGACAAGCCAGCGAGCUCUCGGCCUGAAAUAGCGGCCAAGCAGGCGCCCAGGCGCGACAACAACUACCUCGGCCCAGCCGCCUCCAUGUUCUUCUCCUCGCCGAAGCCCAAGUCCGGCUCCCAGCUGUCGGUGUCGGGCGUCAAGUAUGAACUCUCGAUCGACCUGCUCGCGGCUGGCCGCGCGCACCACGUCGCCCAAGCCAUCGAUCGCUACGCCAAGUCCGUGUUUCCGAGCGAAGCGGUGUGGGCGCUGCCCGACAUCGAGUUCGUGUGGAAGUCGCACCUGAUCCGUCCCCUUGACUACGUGAAGGAGAUGAAGGCCACCUUCGGGAGCGGUCACGACCACGACCACUACGAAGUGGUGCCCGCGGACUUUGGUGCGGCGACCGCCCUAGGCCGCACCGCGGCGCUGUGGAGCCAGCUCUACGACGGCGAGCCCUACGUGCCGGACUGGCUCACGCCCGACCUCCUCGCCCCGUUCCUGGCCGGCGGCGGCGAUGCUCAGUCCGCCGAAGAACGAAACUCCGAGCCCCUCCCUUCGACCGAAGGAAUAAAGGCGCCGUCCUGGGAAGAAGUGCGCGCGGGGAUGAGGGUGGUGGACCAGGAGCUGGUGAUGGAGGACGCCCACUGGCUGCCUAAUCUCCGCCGCUUUCUCAACGUCGACAAGAUGGAGGAGGUGGUGCAGGAGAAGCAGAUGCAGGCGUGUCUCGAUGGCUACGCGCGCUUCCUGACCCGCAAGAAGCUGAAGGACAACAACAGUGACGAUGAUGAGGACGACGAGGCCACGUACGACGUCGACGUCAUGUGGCACGCACACAUGCUGCACCCGCAGGCCUACUGGCGGGACUGUGCGCAGAUGGGCCUGGCCCUCGACCACCGCCCCUGGCCGCACCUCUUCCCUGCCAGCACCUGA